Molecule: messenger RNA, 2019 nt
Organism: Fusarium fujikuroi IMI 58289
Lineage: Eukaryota; Fungi; Ascomycota; Sordariomycetes; Hypocreales; Nectriaceae
Exons: 4
Coding region: 1-2019 (672 amino acids)
Source: RefSeq, a predicted model, not a curated record
AUGAGCGGAUUAGAGGUUUUCGGCGCGGCAGCAGCCAUUCCCACCAUUGUUAAACAGCUAUUCCAAUUUAUCAGCUCAACAAACAAAGCACUAAAAGGUAUCAGAAAUGCCGUUGAGAAAUAUGAUGAAUUGACCCAGGACCUUAUCAGUAUAUCAAAGGUCAUUGACUGUGCCGGCAAAACAAUCACACGCCUAGUCGAAGAGAACGGGGCGGCAAGUCCGUCGGGAGAGCUCAAUUUUGAGCCUUUGAUCCAACAGAUGGAGCGGGAUAUCGGAGCUGCGCAAAGAAAGCUCGAGAGUCUCGAACCCGGAUCCAGCUUGAAGGAUCGAGCGAACUUCGUCAUGAAGUGUAGGGUUGAGAUUGAAGCUGUUAUAGUCAAAGUUAGCCAGACAGGAAUGUUUCUUAACAUCACUCUCGUCAACUUAUUGAUGCAAGCCAUUGUUGAAGAAUCAACCAGCAACUCUUUGAAGCAGUCGUUAAUAAAUUCAGGCAUCCAAACAAGUUUGGAUGAGACUCUUGAGGCUGUUAAAGAUGCUGUCAGAGAUGUUUUGAACAGAUCUACUGAACCGGAGUCUCAGGUUCCCGAGAACUCUAACGAAGGACAGCUUACGGAUAGACCAGAGAGCAUCAAGUCGACAAUAUCAGGAAAGAGUUGGUACACACUGAGACGCCACGACUCAAAUGGCAGCUUGCGACAACAGGUUAUAUCUAAAGUCAGAGACCGUUUCAAGAGUUCCACUUCGAGGUUUCAUGGAUCCAAGGGACUUUUAGAGGGCGAUUACCCUGCGAUUACUCCUGGGCCUGAGUGUAACUCUGCUCCCGAGAACAUGCGUACAUCUGUUAAUCCAGCCAACGCGAACGAUGGGUCUCCGGAUCAAAGAACUCAAUCGCAUGUCACUGAGAACAGGGUGCUAUUGCCUGAUAUACACGCAUUAGUGCAGGAUGACACUGCAGAUCUCGGAAGUCCAAAGGUAGACUCAGCUGUGUCAGACAUUCAAGAUCAAGCAUCAUUCGAAAGAGAGGCAAACGCGCGAGAAAACUCUUUAAACGACGGAAUAUCAAGGGCAACAAAUGACUUCAGAACUUCGUCAAACUUCAUGGCAUCUAGCAUGUUUGGUCACAUCGAUUCUCCGAGGUUAAUGGACAUCCUGAGGAACAAUGAGUCAACAGGCAAGAUUUCUCAUUCACAUAAACCAACCGAUGCUAUCGAGCAAAGCUUGCUCGAUACAAGGUCCUGGGUCAGUGCUGAUAUUGAGGAGGGCGUGUCAUAUGGUGUCCUAGUUUUCCAAAGACCUGAUAACUGGAUUCAGCUUUCCAUAUUACCGAGAGAUCAUGACGAGGCAACUGUCUUGGAAACUCCACUUCUGCAGGCAAUGGAGAACACACCGUUGUCGUGCCAUUUGAAGUAUCGGAAUAGCGACUCACGAAAUCUAAGGAUCUACUUUUUUACUGCAAAAGAGAAGAUUCUUUCCAUCUGCACGGUAGUGUUCCGUCCGCCCUUUCUAGUUGAGUGGUUUGUCCAGGGCUUUUCACAUACAUCCGGCGGCAUACCACCUCCAUUACCAGGAAUGGGGUUCUUCUGUGAUACAGAUAACAGGACCAUAUCUUACGCGUCAGCCACUGGAUCACUAGUUUCUGCCAGUGAAUCAGAAGCUGGUCAAUGGAGUUUACAAUCUUCCUUGGCCCAGUAUCGCGUCCGUCACGGCGACCAGGUGACGCAAAGGGUCUGGCAUCGGAAACCUAAUGAGGACAAAGGUCCCAGCUUGAGUCUUCGAAUAUAUCGCCAAGGAAACUCGACUACUCAUGAGUUCAUCGGCGUUGACGAUUGGGACCACUCCCUUCAUCGUGCGGAUAAGGUCGAGGACAGCAAGAAAGAAAUACAUUGGCAGGGCUUGACCAUCGAUGAAACGUCCAUUCCAUAUAUACCGAUAAAAGGGUUGAGGUAUCAGAAUCUAAAUGCAUCUCAUGCAGCCAACCGAAGAGAGUCUUCCACUCAAGCGGCAACUCCCGGCAGCUAA